AUGUCUUUCCGUCUGUUGAACGUCCAUACGGGAGAGCUGACGGAAUAUCCGCUUUCCGCACACCCCCCAUAUAUAGCAGCGUCCCAUGCUUGGAGCGAGCGUCUCUUCCCACCAGGCGUCGACUUCCUCGCCAGCCCUGGGCGCGACGCUCUGGUUGCGACGAUUGAGCAACGAUACCCUACCAUCACUUUGUGCUGGGUGGACACGAUUUGCAUUGACCAGAAUGACGAGGAUGACAAGCUCCGUCAGAUCCCGAUGAUGGGCGAGAUUUUCAGAGGCGCAGAAGCUGUGCUCAUCAUCCUUGGCUGCGUUCUCGGCAUGCGUCAAGACCAUGUGGAUGAAUUGACAGAACAACUUGGCGGAGCGCUCUCAAUGGAGGCAGAUGAAGCGUGGGCGUCAGAGGGCUCGUACUGGCAAAACGGCGAUGGACGAGGCCUGAUUGCGCAAGCGAUGAGGGGACUGGCGAGGCUGACGGUAACCUCUUGGAGCACGAGAGUCUGGACGUUGCAAGAGUACAUUCUCGCCCGCAGGGUUAUCUGGAUCGGCCAGGAUCUUGAAUCUUUGGUUCUCAAUGACCGGUUGUUCUCUGCCCUGCCCAGUAUCUGCGACACACUAGACAUCCAGGAAUGUCUAGGCGACGAGUUCGCAAAGCUUUAUGGCUUCUUUAGUGGCAUGGCAAAUUGCCGACUCGGCCCGGUCGAGAAGACGCGGGUGAUGGAAUUAUUGGGGAACCGCAAGGCGACCGUAGAAUGCGAUGAGGUGUACGGCGUCAUGGCUGCCUCGGGCGUGGAGAUACCCACCAUCAAAGGAGAGAGAAAGGAGAGUGCCUGGGCAAGAUGGGUUGAAGCGGCGCUUGGCCGAGGACACUUGAGAUGGUUACUCAUGCCUGCUGUCAGUGAGCCUCUGUCAUCUAGCCCGCAACUCAUUGCGAGGAACUGCAUCGUUGUACUGUUUGGCAUGAGGCACAAAGCAUCUUCCGGCUCAGCUCUGGACGAAGUCGAACCACUUGGUCCAAUUGAGGUUCAGAAUGGAACGGUUACCCUCACUGGCAGAAUGAUUGGAAUUUGCCGUGUCGGAGCCCGAUUGGGUAGAGUGCAUGAGCCAAUUCCGAACCGCAUCCAUCGAGACAUUACUCUAGUACAGUUCACUCUAGGCAGGUGGCCGAGAGCUCUCAAAGUAGCUUUGGCAUUUGGGGCCGGCCGCUACAAUCCGAAGCAAACUAUACUUAUCGCCCAGGCCUUACUCAACAAUUGGACAAGAGCACUCUACGCAGUGCGCCAUAGAAGAGAAGACGGCUUUAAGAUGAAGUUGCGACCGGGAAGGCAGACUCUCAUCUGGCAAGACUUUAUGGCAUUGCAAAUGGGUCAAAUGCCUGGCAUGAACGAUGGUAUCGCCCAUCUCACCAAGAUUCGUCGCUUAUCUGUUGCAAUAGAUGCAGUGCUCGUCCUUGCUCCAGACCAGGAGGUGCCAGAUGGGGAGCUUAUUGUAGUUGAUGUCGGUGGGCGGACAGUCGAUGGACGUUGCAUAUUCAUGGUUGCCACUAAACCAAGCCCCGAAGCUGGCAGUAGCAAUGAUGUGCUGCACAAACUAUGUGUGACGCUUCCUGUCACUGGUGACUACGAGGAGGCUAUCCAAUCUUUGCCCCUGCAGACGUUUUCUUUUGGCGGAAAAGGUUGCAAAGUUUCUUCCGAAGAAGGCCGCCAGUCCCUUUUGAUAGCAAACAUUACGUCCGAUUUUUCCAUAAUUACAAUGGCCAUUCAAGGACAACCAACUGCCGCUCAGGUUCCCCCACAGGAAUCGACCAAACGAUUUGUUCUCAAUUCAAUUUUGCUCUCUCUUAUUGAACCGGUUCGAGGCGAACCGACAGUCUAUAGUCUUGAUAGACACCCGCAUGACGAUGCAAGCCCGAUAGCGAAGUUUCUUGAUUCAUUUGCAUUAAUUUGCUCCACGAGGAGUGGGAAAGAAACCGCCUCCGCUGUAUGUAUAGAACAAGGCGGCCCAACAGGCACAAUCUUGCGGUUGGCCCGUAAUACUAGCACCUCAGAGGACCUUUUAUUGCGUUUCCAGGACGUGCUAAAUGAUCUCAGUUUGAUUGCGAAGGGAGAUUGCUCUCUCGAUCAGAAAGCUUGGGAGAUUAUGUCUAAAAUUAUCGAGCUGGACCGAUUCAAGAUCGACAGCAUAAUUGAGAUCUUUCAAAAGAAGGAAGUCCCAGAACUUAUACAAGCAGCAAUACAACGCUUGGAGACAGGCGAGUUUUCCAAUCACGGCGAUUUUCUGGAGUGGGCGAGACAUCUUCCAUCAUUGUCAUCUCUGAGUCAUCUAACGAAGACUGCGGAACUCAUCAAACAAAUGCAUUGGGCAGCGCAAGCGCGUUGGGUGUACUCUGCUCACCUUCAAACCAUCGCAUUUCCUGAGAGCAAAACUGUCCCAGCUUGGAUCAACAAUAUAUAUAAGCUGGGGCGUUACCAUGCCGCUCUAGUAGCGAUGAUCAAGCUCGCGACCACUCGGACGGACCUAUUUAUCCCUAUCCGAGUUGAGUUGGUUGAACCUCCUCCGCAGGCUCAGUUCUCCCUCAACGGUGAGCGUGAGGCUCUGAGUAAUAUAAUCCGAAAAUGCACCAAGGCCGAAGUUGAAGAUAUCAAAUCGCAGCUGAGGGUUUAUUGGUUCAAGAAUCCAGACCAUCAUUUUCGUGCAGCUUGCAAAACACGGCGCGUGCUCAUCGUACAUGCAGAGAUGCAACUGGCCUGCUUUUAUGACAGCAAUAUGGAACUCACUCCGAGGUUUCUCUUUAUGGGAACUAGCAAAAAGGCCUGCUUCCUGUGUUCUACAUUACUGCAUAGACAUGAACGAGGAUGGUCCUUUUCAGCGACCCAUUCCAAGAUAUAUGCGAAUUGGAUGCCCCCUUUGUUUUCCAAGGGCAGUGCUAGGAAAAUCCACACCAAGUUGAUUUGGGAUAUCAAUCAAUUCCUGGAGCAAACUAUCGGCAGGGAGUUGGAGACAAAGUUAGGAAUACCUCGCUCCAAGAAAGUUCAAUUUGAUUCUACCGCGGGCCCUUCUUUAACUACGUUUAAGCUGGGAGGAGAAUUUACUUUCAUGAAGCCUCAACCUCCAACAUUGACUGAUGAGCCAAAUGGGAUCGCAGAGGAGGAGGAUUAUUCUUCUUAG
This is a messenger RNA of Clonostachys byssicola, 3165 nucleotides long. NCBI's taxonomy places the organism in Eukaryota, Fungi, Ascomycota, Sordariomycetes, Hypocreales, Bionectriaceae. The record is from the annotation of a GenBank genome assembly.